Molecule: messenger RNA, 3468 nt
Organism: Kalmanozyma brasiliensis GHG001
Lineage: Eukaryota; Fungi; Basidiomycota; Ustilaginomycetes; Ustilaginales
Product: Pleckstrin
Exons: 1
Coding region: 1-3468 (1155 amino acids)
Biological process (GO): regulation of GTPase activity; signal transduction
Cellular component (GO): cytoplasm
Molecular function (GO): phosphatidylinositol binding
Source: RefSeq, a predicted model, not a curated record
AUGGCGAGCAUCCCAGCGAGACCGCCUCGCUUCGGCGUCGACGACCACAUCCACGCAGCCGAUGCCCACUCGACCGCUUCCCACGGCUCGUCCAGCCGCUACGCUCCCGCUUCGGGCACCCGCUCCACCGGCACGCCUGCACCUACGCCUAUCGCUCUCGACGAUGUGCUAGCUCGUGCCAACUCCGAUCACGUCGCUGCAUUGGAUCGAGUCCUGGCCGAGCGCAACCAGUUCUGUCUAGACAACGCCAAGCUCUCUUCCGAAAAUGUGCGCAUCUGGAACCUCAUGGGCCGCAUCCGCAAGGAGAACGAAAACCUCAAAGCUAGAUGUGCCGAACUCGAACGCGCACAUGGCCUUCCCUUGAGCGCUGCCAAAUCCUCGUCGAUCAACUCGGCGGGCGCGGUGCCGGGCUCUCCUGCGGCUGGCAGCCGAAGGCGACUUCAGCAGAGCACCGAGGCCGAGAGGUCCAGCAGUCCCCUCAGUCCACCUCGCCACACCCGUGAGCAUUCACAACCGGAUCGCGAACAGCGGCUGGGUCCCGCCAAUACCGCCACCGGCGCGCUCAACGGCACCAACCACAUCUACGACAGCCCUCUCACCAGCGUCGAUCAGGGCUCAUCUCGGACGCCUCAGCCGGUCGACUAUGGUGCCGACAGAUCUGCUCAAAAUGGCUCGCAGGCGUCCAUCAUGCAGCAGAGAGCGGCCGCGCAGGCGCAGGCCCAGUCCAUCUCGCGCUCGCGCCCUCACCACGCCCCAGACGAUGUCACCGAUCCUUCUGCUGGCCACGAAGACUUCGAAGCCAUCGACCGCAGUUCAGCUUCGGGCACCGACGACGGCUCUCACAACAUGGGCGGCAUGCCACGGGCUCCUGCUCAGGAGCGAUUGCGCACGCCCGUUCAACAGCAGCAGCCGUACUCUUCGCCCUCCGCUGUGCCGACGUCUCCGUAUCAACCUCAGGUCGAGAGACCUGCCGAGACGGAGAGGUCGCUGCUGGCAUCUGGUCCCAACCGCAACCGCGCUGAGGCUAUCCCUACCAUGGUGCCUUCCUCGACCAGCACGCGGUCUCUCGUCAACAAGGUUCUCCCCGAUGACAGGAUGGGGCGUGGUCUCCUCUCACGCAAAUCCAAGGACGAUGUACCGAAGCGCGUGCUCGCUCCUCGCCUCGACUCGUCCCUCCUGCGGGUCGCCAGCAUCAAGAUCCAGGGGACCAACUACCGCUCGCCUGACCGCGGCAAGGACUCCAUCUCGUUCUUCAUCACGGUCGACAUUCUGCAGCCUCCCGCCUCCUGGGGUGUCAGCAACAUGUCCUCAGCCGAACCCACACCACCCACGUCGUGGACCAUCGAGAAGAGCUACAGCGACAUUGUCGGCCUCGAUGCCAAGCUUCGCAGCAAGGUCGGCAAGAAGGCCUCUCAGCGUCUUGCCCCUCUUCCCGAGAAGACGCUCUUCAAGGACCACGCGCCGGCUAAGGUCGAUCAACGCAAGGCGCUGCUCGAGAUCUACCUGCAGAGCCUCAUGGUGCUCGAGCUGCCGGACAAGGACGAGGUCUGCACCUUCCUCUGCACCGAUGUGGUUCCCAACCGCAAAAGCGACCCGAGCGCGACCACCAAGGAGGGCUUCCUCACCAAGAAGGGCCAGAAUCUCGGCCGAUGGGUCACCCGCUUCUACGUGCUGCGCAACUCGUACCUCAGCUACUUUGAGACGCGCGGCGGAGCCCAGAUCGGCAGUAUCAACAUCCGAGAUGCCCAGAUCGGUCGACAGCAGAAGAGCGCCGCCUCCAGCGAGCAGGACGAGAACGCCUACCGCCACGCUUUUCUCAUCCUCGAGAAGAAGGAUGGCGGCCCGGACGAGCCUGCCCACGUCGCCCGACACGUUCUGUGCGCCGAAAGCGACGAGGAGCGCGACGACUGGGUCGACGUCCUGGUGCGCGCCAUCGCCGAGCUCGAUGGCAACUCGAUCGACGACUUGCCCUCGUCUCCCACUCGCAUGAUGAGCAAGAUGUCGCUCUCCCAGAAUCCGUCUACGCCGAGCCGAGAUGGUCCAUACAGCAGCCGACUGCCCGACGCUCCCUUUAGCCCCUCCGUCGACAACUCGAUGCGCCAAUUCGCCGGUCACGAAAUGGAACGAGGAUCGUCGCUCGGACAGGACUCUAGCAGGAACAAUUCUGCUCACCCCAACAGCCUAGACUCGACGGCGACUGGCAGGCCAGCCGCCUCGAGUGCUGCGACGUCCCUGCCACAGUCCGCCUCGCACCGCAGCUUCCAUGAGCCUCGAUCGCCCGCCAUGACGAGGAACGCUGACCUGCAAGACGCGCCCGGCUCGCCUGUCCCCCGCAGAGACUCGACGGGACGACCCAAGGCAGCCAUCAGCGGUCCGCUCAACGGGGCGCCCAUCCCUGCAGGCUACAAGUUCGGCGGAAAGGAAGAAGGCGCGUCGGACAAGAAGGACGACAAGAAGCGCUUCUGGCAAGGCUUCCGUGGCUUCGGUGGCAACGACAAGCAGCACCGCGAGCCUCGGCCUGUGUUUGGCGUGCCGCUCCUCGAGGCAAUUGCCAUCUCGAGCUCCCACGAGGGUCUGCCUCUGCCAUCGGUCGUCUACCGCUGCAUCGAGUAUCUCGAGAAGCGCAACGCCUUCAUGGAGGAAGGCAUCUACCGACUCUCGGGCUCCUCCGCGGUGAUCAAGACGCUCAAGGACCGCUUCAACAUGGAGGGCGAUGUCGAUCUGCUCGACGAGAACGAGUUCUACGACCCGCACGCCAUCGCCGGUCUCCUCAAAACAUUCCUCCGAGAGCUGCCCACCAGCGUGCUCACCCGCGAGCUGCACAUGGACUUUAUGCGCGUCAACGAGAUCCCGGACCGUGUCGAGCGCGUCAACGAGCUCGGCUACCUCGUCUCGCAGCUUCCGCUCGCCAACUACUCGCUCCUCCGCACACUCUGCAGCCACCUGAUCAAGAUCAUCGAGCACUCGGACGUCAACAAGAUGACGAUGCGCAAUGUGGGCAUUGUCUUCAGCCCGACGCUCGCCAUUGGAGCGGGCAUCUUUGCGCUCUUCCUCACCGAGUUUGAUACCGUGUUCGAGACGGAUGCGAACGGGGAGCCUGCGCCGAGGCGGAUCGAGGAGGAGGUGACGACGGCGGGUGGGGAUAGCUCAGCGGAUAUGGAUGGCACGAUCGAUGCAGGUUCGAGACGCAACAAGCGCAACAGCGCUAUGUACCGCGAGAGCCAGAUGGACAAGCUGCUCGGUCUCGAAGGUCGCACGCUCAGCCCUCGGGCGUUGGAGGAAGACAUGUCUGGGAUUCCGGACGAGCCGAUCGACGAGACGUGGGCUGCACAUGCGAUCGCCCGUGCCGAACGCAACGGGUCUGCUGGACAGCAUCAGUAUGAUCAGCAGCACCUCGAUGGUGGAGAGGAGCAGCAACAGCACCAGAUGCACGGCGCCUUCCAAACGCCGUCGACCGUCGUUGGCUAA